This is a messenger RNA of Necator americanus (New World hookworm), 1704 nucleotides long. RefSeq lists its product as uncharacterized. Gene Ontology annotation, biological process: mRNA splice site recognition; regulation of alternative mRNA splicing, via spliceosome. The record is from RefSeq and is a predicted model, not a curated record. Lineage: Eukaryota; Metazoa; Nematoda; Chromadorea; Rhabditida; Ancylostomatidae. Gene Ontology annotation, cellular component: cytoplasm; nucleus; ribonucleoprotein complex. Gene Ontology annotation, molecular function: mRNA 3'-UTR binding. The transcript is spliced from 14 exons. Bases 1 to 1704 code for a protein of 567 amino acids.
AUGGGCGAAGACCCUAAAACCACGACUACUGCAGAAACAGCAACUACUGCUGCUACGGCUCCACUGGAUCCUGAUCCAGAUACCAUAAAGAUGUUUGUCGGUCAGAUACCUCGCCACUGGAAUGAACCUGAUUGUCGAAAACUGUUCGAAAAAUAUGGGCCCGUCUUCUCUCUGAACAUUUUACGAGAUCGUCAGACUCAAGUUAGCAGAGGAUGCUGUUUCGUUACAUUCUACCAUCGAAAGGAUGCAAUUGCAGCUCAAAGUGCUUUGCAUAACAUUGAGGUUAUUGAUGGUAUGCAUCACCCAGUCCAGAUGAAGCCGGCCGAUACGGAGAAUAGAAAUGAGAGGAAACUAUUCAUUGGUCAAUUGUCGAAAAAGCAUAACGAAGAUGAUAUCCGUAAUUAUUUUGGGAAAUUCGGUCAUAUUGAAGAAUGUACCGUAUUGAGGGAGGCGGACGGGAAGAGUAGAGGAUGCGCGUUCGUUACGUAUUCGCUUCGCACCUGUGCGCUGGCAGCUAUCAAAGAUAUGCAUCAUUCGACCACGAUGGAGGGCUGUUCCGCUCCGUUAGUGGUGAAAUUUGCUGAUACCCAGAGAGAAAAGGAAGGGAAAAAGAUGCCUGCGACAGGUGCCGGAGCAAUCACACCCGCUGCAGCCACCGGUUUGGCGUCUUUGGGAAACCAAGCGGCUCUCUUGCAGCAGCUUUCUGGAGGCGGAAUUAAUCUGCAAGCUUUGACUGCUCUGGCAGCACUGUUCAAUCCUGGAGUACAGGUGCCUCAACAGAACCUGCUCGGAGUGCUUGGAGGAGUGCUUUCGGCGUUGGGUAAACUCACGGAAGGGGGUUCCGGCGCGGUGAAUACAUCCGCCGCCGGUGCAGUUAGUGGCAACGCAUCUGCUCUUAUGCAGAAUGGGCAGAGCGCUGCUGGCAAGGCUCAGCUAGCCGCUCUUCUGCACCAAGCCCCGAUUCAGGCGCAGAAUCUUGACUCUAUUGCUCAGCUUCAGCAGGCUCACUUACAACAAGCACAUAUCGCUCAAGCGCAAGCAGCUCAGCAACAGCAACUACUUGCUAUGCAGGUGCAAGCUCAACAAGGCCAACCAACGGAUUUAUCCGCUUAUGGGUAUGCAACUGGAGCCGUAUCAACACCCGCUGUCUCGGCCCCAUUCGCAGCACAUCUAGCUCCUAUUUACCAAAGUACUCCUACAAAUGGGGUUCAAGUUGUGGCCGCAAAGGCUGCCUCCCCUGUUGGCACUGCGCUGUCGGCUGGUACUGCUGGUUUCACAGCACAGCUUGCUGGUGCAACUGCUGCCACAGGAAUUGAUCCCUACCAACAAGCAAUGCAGCAGUAUACAUUGAACGCUUUGGCUAAUCAGAUCAACCAAGGCGCGCAGGUUUCCGUCGCGGCAGCAGGCAACGGAGAUGUGAAAGGACCCGAAGGAUCGAACCUUUUCAUUUACCAUCUGCCUCAAGAUUUCGGAGAUUCCGACUUGCAAACAACCUUCUCUCCAUUUGGCACGGUAUUGUCAGCGAAAGUGUUCAUUGAUAAGGUCACUAAUCUGUCAAAGUGUUUUGGAUUCGUUUCGUAUGAUAACGCAGUUUCGGCACAAAAUGCUAUCGCUGCAAUGAAUGGAUUCCAAAUAGGAUCCAAACGAUUAAAGGUGCAACUGAAAAACGAAAGGAGUCAUCCGUAUCCAAAAGCAACCGCGUAA